ACACACUCACACUAAAACACACAAAAUGAGUUAUAAAGCCAUCUGUUUAGCGUUGCUGCUUGCCACUGCCACAGUGGCCCUGGCAUCCCAGGAUCCGGAGCUGCAGCAGUGCAAGCAACAGUGCCACUCCCAGCGCCACGCCGACGACAAGCAGAUUCGACAAUGCGAAGACCGCUGCGAGGAUUACCACCGCAACGACAGGAGCCCCAUCCAGAAGCUGCGCGAGUGCAACAGAGACUGCGAGCGCCGCCAGCAAGAGGAGCGCCGGCGUGAGGACUGCCAGAGGCGCUGCCAGGAGAGGUACGAGAAGGAGACCCAGAGCUACGACCAGAAAUAUCAGAAGCAGACCACCAACAACCCCUACGUGUUCGAGGAUCGCCAUUUCGUUACUGGAAUGCAGACGCAGCACGGCCGCCUCCGCAUUCUCCAGCAAUUCACGGAGAGGUCUGAUCUGCUCCGCGGGAUCGACAACUACCGCGUCGCUGUGCUUGAAGCGCAGCCGCAGACGUUCAUCGUGCCUUCGCACUUGGAUGCCCAAAUCCUUGUGUUUGUUGCCAGAGGGAGGGGAGCAGUGAACAUGGUGCGCGAAGAGAGGAGAGAAAGCUUCAACAUCAAACAAGGGGAUAUAUUCAGAAUCCACGCUGGAACGACGACGUAUUUGGUCAACCGGGACAACAAUGAGAGACUUGUCCUAGUCAAACUCAUCCAGCCUGUUAAUACUCCCGGCCAGUUUGAGCAAUUCUACGGAGCUGGAGGGCAAAAUCCCGAAUCAUACUUCAAGGCCUUCAGCGAUGAAAUUCUUGAAGCUGCUUUCAAUGUGGAUGGACAGAGGGUGAAGAGGCUAUUCGGGCAACAGAGACAAGGAGCGAUCAUCAAGGCGUCGUCGGAGCAGAUACGCUCGAUGAGCCAGCACCAAGAAGGCGGCAUCUGGCCGUUCGGCGGGGAGUCAAAGGGCACUCACAACAUCUACGACCAACGCCCCAUCUACAACAACAAAUACGGGCAGUACUACGAGGUCGAGUCCUCCCAAUUCCGUCAGCUACGCGACCUCGACAUCGCCAUUUCAUUCUCCAACAUGUCCCAGGGUGCCAUGACUGCUCCCUUCUACAACUCCAAAGCCACCAAGAUCGCUGUGGUGGUGGAGGGCGAAGGCUACUUCGAGAUGGCAUGCCCCCACCUCUCCCAAUCUCAGUCACAGAGGCAGAGGCAGAGGCAGAGCCGCCGCAGCGAGGAGGAGGAGGAGGAGGAGGAGUCUUACAGGCCGCGUGGUGAAUCCACCACCAGCUACAAGACGGUCCGGUCCCGGUUGAGGACUGGCACCGUGGUGGUGGUGCCGGCGGGUCAUCCUUUCGUGGCUGUUGCUUCCAACAACCAGAACCUACAGAUCCUGUCCUUCAAAGUGAAUGCUGACAACAACGAGCAGUUCACUCUAGCAGGGAAGAGGAAUGUGAUGAACCAGCUGGAGAGGGAGGCCAAGGAGCUGGCGUUCGGGAUGCCGGCGAGAGAGGUGGAGGAGGUGCUCCGUAGCCAGAAGGAGGAGUUCUUCUUCGAGGGACCAGGGCGGAGAGCCGACGCAUAAGGCCGUUAGAGGCUGCCGGAAUUUUGAGCUUGGAAGUUGAUGUGUGGUGUGUAAAUUUUAGUGUGGGAAACUACUACUCUGUAUAUGUAAGAUCCACAUGAAUAAAAACUCUGAGCUCCGGCAUCUCUUUGCUUUA
Salvia hispanica is the source of this 1715-nucleotide messenger RNA. RefSeq names its product cupin family protein (gene PAP85). The record is from RefSeq and is a predicted model, not a curated record. NCBI's taxonomy places the organism in Eukaryota, Viridiplantae, Streptophyta, Magnoliopsida, Lamiales, Lamiaceae.